CACUUGGUCUUUGGCCAUUCCAUUCCAAAAGAACAGUAGGAGAUCAUACUUGUAGCUUCCCAGUUGAAGCGAGCGAGUCGUCCUAACGGAGUCUCGGACUGAAAUUAGACGCCACGACAAAUGAAUCUUGAAUUUUCUCGGUUUCUUGCCGCCCGGUAUAGUGAUAUACGUACCACAUUUCCUCAAGAAGGUCGACGGAAAUGGCUCCUACGCGCUUUGGAUGCAUUUUGGGCUGCGAAUCCUCCCAUAUCUAAGCCAAGCGCUGCAACGGCCUCAGAGGACCAAGUGAUAUCCUCGGAGGAUGCAGAUCCCUUAGAUCAAUUGCUUGACGACGUCGACGGAGGCGUCGUCCUCCGAACAGACUUCUCCAACGACGGGGCCUGGGCAGCAUUUCUUUCUCGAUUGAAGGUAGCAGAAGAAGAGUAUGCAGAAGCGAAUAAGCCUGCUGAGCGUGAUGAAGAUACGAAAAUGGAUGGCGACGACGAACAGAGUGAUUCGGAAUCUGAAGCGUCUGGACAACUCAUCAAGGUCAUCGACCCAUCAAGGCCUGAGGAUCGUUCCUUGUUCCAAAAUAUAUCUAAUUUGGGCGCCCUACGUUUGCUGAACGAUGUUGAUAUACGUCCUGCGCCUACGCUGCCCACAGGAACAAAGCGUAUCUCACCGCCAAAUAGGCUGGUGGAUCGAAGUGGAUGGCAGGAGAUAUACUCUGGCCUUAACAUCUGGAUAUACGACUCCCGCUCAAACACAGACCAGUCAUUGAGACUUGUCAGUCAAGAAGGAGAUGUAUAUGGCACCGCGACCGGCGACAGCUGGAGAGCACAGGUUUCACACAUCUAUGAAUUACAAUUCAACAUGACCUUCCUGGACAUGAAAAUAAAUUUCGGAGGUUUAGACCGUUGGGAUCUCACUGAAAGAACAAGAAACAUGGCUGAAGCAGAGACAGUAUAGAGGCAAAAGAUGCUCAUCACUUAUGUUCAGAUCAUG
Molecule: messenger RNA, 984 nt
Organism: Desarmillaria tabescens
Lineage: Eukaryota; Fungi; Basidiomycota; Agaricomycetes; Agaricales; Physalacriaceae
Exons: 4
Coding region: 121-948 (275 amino acids)
Source: RefSeq, a predicted model, not a curated record